This is a messenger RNA of Mollisia scopiformis, 1077 nucleotides long. RefSeq names its product Aldo/keto reductase. NCBI's taxonomy places the organism in Eukaryota, Fungi, Ascomycota, Leotiomycetes, Helotiales, Mollisiaceae. The record is from RefSeq and is a predicted model, not a curated record. The transcript is spliced from 4 exons. The coding region runs from base 1 to 1077 and encodes 358 amino acids. Gene Ontology annotation, cellular component: cytoplasm.
AUGCGUCCUCUGGGUAAAAAUGGCCCAUUAGUGCCCCGCAUUGGCUUUGGAACGAUGGGAAUGGGCUUUCCUUGCUCUCGAACAACAGCUCCAAUUCCUGAUCCUGAAAGACUUGCUCUUCUUGAUCGGGCUUACGAACUUGGAUGUACCUUCUGGGACAUGAGCGAUUUCUACGGUGAUGCAGAAGACAUCGUUGGCAAGUGGAUUGCCUUGAAUCCGGAGAAGCGUAAGGACAUUUUCCUUGCCACAAAGUUUGGCGCCAUUCGGUUGCCUGAAGGCUUCGGCUUCCGUGGUGAUGCGGCCUAUGUGCCUAUUGCGUGCGAGCAGAGCCUUAAACGCCUCGGUGUCGAGACUAUUGACCUUUUGUACCCGCACCGUCUGGACGGCUCCACCCCCGUUGAACUUCUGAUAGCCGAGCUGGUCAAACUGAAGGACCAAGGCAAGAUCCGGCACAUAGGCCUCUCUGAAGUUUCCUCAGCCACUCUCCGACGAGCACAUGCAGUCCAUCCCAUCGCUUGUGUACAAAUGGAGUACAGUAUUUUCUGCACCGAAAUAGAGUCUCCAGAACACAACCUGCUCGCCACCUGUCGCGAGCUUGGCGUUGCCACGGUUGCGUACUCGCCCUUCUCGCGCGGCUUGCUGAGUGGUGGCGUUCAAGGACCUGACGAUUUCGAAGAUGGAGACAUCCGCAAAUUCUAUCCACGCUUCUCCCGAGAGAACUUUCCCAAGAAUAUGGAGCUCGUUGCGGCAAUCAGUAAGAUUGCGUCUAAGAAAGGGGUAACUGUUGGUCAAGUAGCCCUGGCUUGGCUUUUGAAUCAGGGAGACGACAUAUUCCCGAUCCCUGGGACUAUCAAUCCUAAGUACAUCGAGGAGAACUUUGCAGCUACGCAUGUGGUUCUUACUCCUAAAGAGUCUCAGCACAUCCGCGAAUUGGUGGAAAAGGCUUCAGUGUUUGGAGACAGGUGGCCUGAAGGCCAUGGGCUUGGCUUGUUUGCUGGUACUCCUCCCCUUGAUGGUUGGAAAGAAGAGAAGAAAGAGGUAACUGUUCUUGGCCAAGUUAUUGCAGACAAGAAGUAA